Molecule: messenger RNA, 4488 nt
Organism: Phyllostomus discolor (pale spear-nosed bat)
Lineage: Eukaryota; Metazoa; Chordata; Mammalia; Chiroptera; Phyllostomidae
Gene: SUN1
Product: Sad1 and UNC84 domain containing 1
Exons: 23
Coding region: 155-2917 (920 amino acids)
Biological process (GO): nuclear envelope organization
Cellular component (GO): nuclear envelope; meiotic nuclear membrane microtubule tethering complex
Molecular function (GO): protein-membrane adaptor activity
Source: RefSeq, a predicted model, not a curated record
AUUGCUCCCGCCCCCGGCUCUGGGUGCAGCGCGCGAUUGGCUGGCGCUGGAGCGGGCUGCUCCUGGGGCCGGGCCUGGGCGGUGCGGACUAGGCCUCUGGCGGCGGCGGCGGCGGCGGCGGCGGCGCGAGGCAGCAUGACCUGAGACCUCGAGCAUGGACUUCUCCCGGCUGCACACGUACACGCCGCCGCAGUGUGUGCCUGAGAACACCGGCUACACGUAUGCACUCAGUUCGAGCUACUCCUCGGACGCUCUGGACUUCGAGACGCAGCACAGACUGGACCCCGUGUUCGACUCGCCCAGAAUGUCCCGCCGCAGUUUGCGCCUGGCCGCCACCGCGCGCGGGACAGAGGGCGGCCAGGCAGGGCACGCAGACGCCCGCCCCGGCAGCACGGCCUCCCUGCGGGACAGAGCGGCCAGGACAGCCAAGCAGCACAGAGGCGCGAGCAGGCUGGCGUUCAGCGUGAGCCACGCCGCCAGGCAGGCCACGGCCGGCCCGAGCAGCGGGCUGCAGGGCUCGGCCAGCCUCCGGCCGCCCGUGCUGGACGAGUCUCUGAUCCGAGAGCAGACCCAAGUGGACCACUUCUGGGGUCUGGACGAUGACGGAGACCUUAAAGGCGGAGCGAGAGCCCUCGCGCAGGGGAACGGGGACACGGACGCCGGCGCGGCCCGCAGCAACGGCUACACCUGCAGGGCCUGCAGCCAGCUGUCCGCGCGCCAGGACGCGUCCGCACACGCCUCCACCCACGGCCUCACCUCCCGGGUGUACUCGCGGGACCACACGCAGAAACGCGGCGUGUCCUACGUGGACAGGAUUCUGUGGCUGGCCACGUACACUUCGUCAUCUUUCUCGUCAGCCUUAGUCCAACUCUUUCGAGUGGUUUUAAUGAAGCUCAAUUACGAAUCAGAAAAUUACAAAUUGAAAAGCUAUGAAUCAAAAGAUGAAUCAGAAAGCUAUAAAUCAAAAAGCCAUGAAUCACAAGCUUGCUCGGGGCACAGCAGGGAGCUGACGGUGACGGAGUCUGCCAGCGAGGACGGCCGCCUCCAAGUGAACGGGGACUCGCUGUGCCACGGCUGGGAGGGGACGGAGCGCCUGGAGACCCACCUGGCCACCCGCUCGCAGCCCCCCGGGACGGCAGGGGUGGCAGGGACCGCACGGCACGCCUCCGCCCGCACAGGGCACGCCGCGACGCGGAUGCUGCGGAGGACCGGAGCUGCGGGGCGGGCCGCGGUGCAGGCGGUGCUGGCGGUGCUGUGGUCGGCGGCGACGGCCCCAGGGAAGGUGGCCGCUGGGAUGCUCUGGUGGCUGGGCAGCGGGUGGUACCAGCUGGUCACCCUGAUGUCCUGGCUCAACGUGCUUCUUCUCACCAGGUGCCUUCGCAGCUCCUGCCGGUUCCUGGUCGUGCUCAUUCCGCUCUUACUUCUGCUCGGUGCAGGCCUGUCCUCCUGGGGCCAGGGAGGCCUCCUCUCCCUCCUGCCCGCCCUCAACUGGACACGCACGCCCGGAGCGCCGCUGGGGGCUGAGGAGCCACAGGGCGUGAUCUCGCCGGGGGCCGCUCCCCUGCCCCCGCCUCCCGAGGGUGUGGCCGAGGCCUCUCCCUGGCCCUGGAUGAGGGAGGUGGAGCGGCAGGUGGCCUCCCUGGCGGGACGGUGCCAGAGCCGCGACGAGAGGCUGCGAGAGCUGGCGGCAUCGCUGCAGCAGCUGCAAGCGCGCGUGGACCGGCUGGACGACGGUGGAGCCGGGGUGUCGUCCCUGGUGAGGAGUGUGGUGGGGCAGCACCUGAAGGACCUCAGUGCCAGCGGGCUGCUGGGCGCUCAGACUGACCCCGCGGCCCUCCGCCACGAGCACGAGCUGCGCCUCUCGACCCUGGAGGACGCCCUCGGGAAGCUGACGGGGAAGUCGGAGGCCGUCCAGAGGGAGCUGGAGCAGACCAAGCUGAGGACAGUGAGUGCGGCCGAGCAGCAGCAGCACCUGCAGUCCGCAGUGGCGCAGCUGGAGCGCGAGCUGGGGCGCCUGCAGGCGGAGCUGGCGGCCUGGCAGCCGCUGAAGGCCGGCUGCGAGGAGGCCCACGGCGUGCGCGAGAAGGUCGACAGGCAGGUCAGAGAGACGGUCAGCCUGCUGCUCUCGGACGACCAGCAGGGCGGCGCCCUGGACCAGCUGCUGCAGAGGCUGUCCGCUCGGUUCGUCAGCGCGGACGGCCUGCAGGCGGCGCUGCGGGAGCUGGAGCUGCGCAUCCUGCGGAACGUCACCCACCACGUGUCCGUGACCGGGCGGGCGCCGACCUCGGAGGCCGUCUUGUCCGCGGUGCACCAGCAGGGGGCGGUGGGCAUCACAGAAGCGCAAGCGCGCAUCAUUGUGGACAACGCGCUGAAGCUGUACUCCCAGGACAAGACCGGCAUGGUGGACUUCGCCCUGGAGUCCGGCGGCGGAAGCAUCCUGAGCACGCGCUGCUCGGAGACCUACGAGACCAAGACGGCGCUCAUCAGCCUGUUCGGCGUCCCGCUGUGGUACUUCUCCCAGUCGCCCCGCGUCGUCAUCCAGCCGGACAUGUACCCAGGCAACUGCUGGGCGUUCAGAGGCUCCCAGGGCUACCUGGUGGUGAGGCUGUCCAUGGAGGUCCGCCCGACCAGCUUCGCGCUGGAGCACAUCCCCAAGACGCUGUCGCCCACGGGCAACAUCACCAGCGCCCCCAGGGACUUCUCCGUCUACGGCCUAGAAAACGAGCAUCAAGAAGAAGGGCAGCUGCUGGGACAGUUUGUGUACGACCAGGACGGCGAGUCGCUCCAGACGUUCCCCGUCCUGAGAAGACCGGAGAGAGGUUUCCAAAUCGUGGAGCUCCGGGUCUCCUCCAACUGGGGCCACCCGGAGUACACGUGUCUCUACCGGUUCCGCGUCCACGGAGAGCCCGUGCAGUAGAGACGCCGGUGGCCGCCGCUGUACAUUUUGUAUAUACUGGGACAGCCCGAGACCAACACGGGCCCGUCACGGCGAGGAUGUGGGGACAGCAGGGUGACGGUGCCAGCCGCCAGCAGGGGAACAGGGGCGGCCGACCCCGUGACGCUGCUCGAGGUUCUGCCCACGGACUGUGUGUGUCGAGUGCUUGGGCGCAGACACCCGUUGGCGACAGGCAGUCUCGGGAAUUCAUUUGAAUGUAUGGUUCACAGACACACACUUUGGGGGUUUGUUUUUAAACACAAAGCUGUUCACACUCGUAUUUUCCUGACAUCAGGAACAAAGCAGAUGAGGUUAAAAGGUUUGGCGUGUUCUUGCAGCUUCUACACUUAGCCGUUCACUGGCCCUUUGAAAGGACUUCGGGAGCAGAUGGACUUGACCUUCCCAGUCCAGCACACAUUUCUUUCAGGGAAAACCAGCGUCAACAAGUUCCAGUUCCCCACUCCCUUCCUGCAGGGUGGGGUUUGUCCUUCACUCCACGCGGACAGUCCCUUCACGUCACCAGGUGGGGACGGACGGAAAUGUGCUCUCCUGCUUUGUCUGCUCUCCUGAGUGAGAGCUUCACAGCCAGACCCCCGUGCUGACCCCCGCUAACCGGGGUGGGGCACCUCCCUUUGCUGGGACUCGGGCUGGGGGGCUGCAGUCUGGACGCAGACAUGUAGCCCUCCGCUGUCCCCGAUGGUCCUGUGGGGUCCCUGGGCGUUUUCACGUCACCAUAUGAACAGGAACAAGGAAUCUGGUCUUAGGGGUCUCUUUGGGUUUUCUUGUGGAUGUUGCUGAAGAGCAAACACUAACGUUCUCCAGAUCAGAGGGCUGUUUUUACGUGGAUGGUGUCCGAGGAGAAGGUCCCGCGCGGCAAACUCCCACCACUACUCCGCCGGGUGGCGCUGCCCCGCGCGUCCUCCACGCGCUCCUGCCGGGGUUCGCCUUUUCUCCCGACUGCUGGCUGUCCUCCCUUGGUUCCUGUGACACGCGCUUUGGUUGUAAUUAAUAUUUAAUACUGAGAAACUUACCUGAGCAGAUUUUAUAAAUGAGAUGUCCACAAGGCACUUGAGGCGUUACAGAUGCUUUACUGGGUUAAGCAGUUUCAUGGUAUUUUCAGACAAAGAUGAACUGAGGGUGCUGGCUGGUUUCUGGAGUUUCAUGUAUAUUGCACAACAGCCCCGAAACACACGCAGCCUGCACGGCUGCUCUUGUCACUCGGAAUUGGAACCAACGCCUAUGCAGUGGAGUUGAACAAAACACACACAGAUGUUUCCUAUAUUACAGGAUAAAUAUAUGUCAGAAUUUCCUAUAUAAAACUAACUUGGGAGUUGGGGUGGAAAUAUUUUGAAUAUUAAUUUAUUUUUAAAGAUGCGAGAUAGGACUUUGUGCAGUGUAUUUUUGUAAAUGCUUUUCCAAAUAUCUGUCUCUGGUAGUGCUCUUGUUGCUGCCACCAAACUAAGAUGCUAUUGAAAUGUUUAAAUAAAGAGUUUUAAUUUUAAAAAGUGCACGGGGAUACUUCCAGUGAAUAAUAAAACAGCCUGUUUCCAGUC